CGCCAACCUCACACGUACAAUAGCACGAUGCUUACGAGGAUUCUUGCAACAUUAGCAGACAAAUACGUCACUGAGAAGCUCCUCCAAAGCGAGGCGUUCCACAAAUUCGUGCAGAAGACCCAUGAUACGGUCAAGAAUCCGAAGAGUAUCAAGGAUAUGGACUUCUCGGGAUGGUCAGAUAAGUCAGUAGCGAAGCAGGGUGGCGAGAAGAUGGAGGCCGUCCGAACGUUCGCGGCACUGUUCAUGGAUGAGGUUAAGAAUCGCGACAAGUACAACAAGAAAUGAUGAUCGAGGAGGAAGAUUAUUUAUGUGCAUUUACUCGGCGUUACUUGAUCUCUUUUGGCGUUCUUCGGCGUUAUUUCUUGGACGAUGAUCCAAACUUUGUUACCGCUACCUCUUUUUCAUAAUAUUACGGUAUAUAUGCUACCUAUAGCUAGGUACCCAGGUUUUCAUGUGACGGCCUCAAUACUUCUUCCGGCUACCCACCGUGCCUCAUGCAAAUCUACAGAUGUCAAUCUCAGUUUCCCCAUAACCUUUCUCGCCUUCUCCCCGCCCGCAUCCAAGUCCUUGUAGAUACCUACUGCCACGCAUCUGGCGUCGCAAGAAUCUAUCCUGGUGGUCGCUGUUCCCUUGGAGUUUAG
Messenger RNA from Saitoella complicata NRRL Y-17804, 641 nucleotides. RefSeq lists its product as uncharacterized. The transcript has 3 exons. The record is from RefSeq and is a predicted model, not a curated record. Lineage: Eukaryota; Fungi; Ascomycota; Saitoellomycetes; Saitoellales; Saitoellaceae. Bases 28 to 285 code for a protein of 85 amino acids.